This is a messenger RNA of Strongylocentrotus purpuratus (purple sea urchin), 2202 nucleotides long. RefSeq lists its product as uncharacterized. Lineage: Eukaryota; Metazoa; Echinodermata; Echinoidea; Camarodonta; Strongylocentrotidae. The transcript is spliced from 2 exons. The record is from RefSeq and is a predicted model, not a curated record. Gene Ontology annotation, molecular function: catalytic activity. The coding region runs from base 1 to 2202 and encodes 733 amino acids.
AUGUGUGCUGGGGAUGUACAACCCAACCCUGGACCAGCUCGACCUUCCAACAGAAAGAAGAGCUCAGCGAAGGCUUGCAGCUCUUGCAGUAAACUUGUGAUCGGCAAGAACAAACUUACAUGCUCUGAUUGCCAACUAUUAUUCCAUCCUAGUUGUGUUGGAGUCAAACAAAAGCAAUUAUCGAACUUGAGAGCCAACUCUGCACAGUGGUAUUGCUCUGAUUGUUGCGCCCCGUGUAGUAUGUGCGAUGGAAAUGUAUUAAGGGAUCACCACGCAGUCCAGUGUGAUAGCUGCGAUAAAUGGUUACACACAGCCUGCUGUGAUAUAGAUUACCAGUUGUACACAUCACUUAUGGCCAACAAUUGUACGUGGGUUUGCCCACUCUGCAGUGAACUAAACUUUUCAGACUCAUUCUUCAGCGAAGGUGAAAUCUCAACUGAAAACCCUUUUGAUGCUCUUGAUACUGAUGCUGAUGCUGAUGUCUGCUCCCAGCCGGCAAGCCAGAAGGAUGUGGGUGCAUCGCAGCCCAAGCCCAACAGUAACAGAAAUAAGAGACAUAAUAAAGAGAAUAGAAAGUGUAAUGCCAAGAAGAGAGACAAAGUUAAAUUGAUAUUAACUAAUUGCCAGAGUGUAAGAUCUAAAGCUGGUGAUAUCGAAGUGCUCAUCGACUCCGUUAAACCAGACUUCAUCUGUGGAACAGAAUCGUGGCUUGACCCAGAUGUUAAUAGCAGUGAAAUCUUCCCAGACUACCACUCUAUCUUCAGGAAAGAUCGUGAACAGCUAAAGACUGGAGGUGGAGUCUUCCAAGCAGUGAAGGGGGAUUUGAUUACAACGCACUGCAGUGAACUUAACUCUGAUUGUGAAAUAUUAUGGACUGAAACAAAAAUAAAGGGUUGUAGACCCUUGCUUGUGGGAGUCUUCUACCGUCCACCGAAUGACAGCAAUGGUGAAGCAAUCGACCACCUGGCGCAAUCCUUUACAAGGUUAGGAAAUAAGAUCAAUUCUCACAAUGUCAUCCUCACAGGGGAUUUUAAUCUACCCAACAUCUCGUGGGAUGAUCAUGUUGUCUCCAGCAGGAGUGGAUACAGCACCAGAGCCGCUGAUACGCUUGUCACUCUAGUGGAAGAAUUGGGACUUACUCAGCAUGUCACCCAACCUACAAGAAUUCAGGGAAACACAGAAAACAUCUUGGACUUGAUCUUCUCCAAUAACCCUGAAAUAGUGGACAAGAUAUCUGUUACAGAUGGCAUUGCUGACCACAGCUCAGUGAUAGUGGACUUAAGAGUAGCUCCUACUAGGAAGCGUCCGAUAAGAAGGAAAAUCUACCUCAGGGGUAAAGCAGAUACUCAGGGUAUCAAGGAGACACUUCAGGACUUUACAGAUACUUAUUUCCAAACGAACCAAGACAAAAGUGUAGAGGACAAAUGGGAAGAAAUUAGAAGUGCAAUACUACACACAAUGGAAAAACAUGUCCCGCACAAGUUUUCCACUACCCGAUUUAACUUACCAUGGUUCAAUAGAUCACUACAUCUUACGAUUAAGAAGAAACAGAGAUUAUACAACAAGGCAGUUAGGGCAGGAAAGCCGGAUGACUGGGAAUCGUUCAAGGCCUUUAGGAAAAGCACCCACAAGCUCAUUAAAGAAGCCCGUUCUUUAUAUGUUAGGGACACUCUUGAAUCGGCAAUUCUAGAAGAGCCAAAAAGGUUUUGGUCUUACAUUAAGCAACUGAAACAAGAAAACUCGGGAGUAGCAGAUCUCCAGCAAGGGGAGAAGACUGUAAGCAACGACAUAGACAAGGCAAACGUUUUGAAUGAACAAUUCCGGAGCGUUUUCACCAACGAGCCUCCUGGAUUAGCACAGUCCCUUGGCAACAGCCCUUACCAGAAGAUUGGACAUCUCAACAUUACUAGGAAACGGGUCGAAAAGCUACUCAGCACGCUGAAGACCAACAAAGCACAAGGGCCGGACGGCAUUCCACCGUGGUUCCUGAAGAUCGGAGCUGAGCAGCUAUCUGCACCUUUGCAAGACCUGUUCCAAUCUUCCAUCAACACUGGAAUAGUACCGCAAGAAUGGAGAGACGCCAACGUAGCCGCCAUCUUCAAGAAGGGGAGCAGGAAGAGUGCUGCAAACUACAGACCUGUCUCGUUGACAUCAGUAUUGAGGUACAGUGACCGGCCCACUAUGGUUCUUGUUGUACAUUAA